This is a messenger RNA of Calypte anna (Anna's hummingbird), 849 nucleotides long. RefSeq names its product granzyme E. Gene Ontology annotation, molecular function: serine-type endopeptidase activity. Gene Ontology annotation, biological process: proteolysis. The record is from RefSeq and is a predicted model, not a curated record. The transcript is spliced from 5 exons. NCBI's taxonomy places the organism in Eukaryota, Metazoa, Chordata, Aves, Apodiformes, Trochilidae. The coding region runs from base 1 to 849 and encodes 282 amino acids.
AUGAGUCUGACUUCUGUGGUUUCCUGGAGUCUCAUUUCAGGCUAUAAAACCUUACUGGGAGUGGGAAGAGACCCCAGAUGCAGCCUCACCUCCAAGGGACCCACAGAAGCCGAGAAGGCAAUGAAGAAGCCCCUGCUGAAGCCCCUGCUCACCCUCCUGCUGGUGACAUGUCCCUCAGCUAAAGCCAAUGAUUCCUGGAAACGGAUGCAGGGAGGAGCUGGAGCCAGGGUGUCCCCAACACCCUACCUGGCCUAUUUGCAAGGAGUGAACAACCAGUUCUGUGGAGGCUUCCUGGUGGCUCCCAGAUGGGUGAUGACAGCAGCUCAGUGUUCUGAACACCAACCUCUGACUGUCAUCCUUGGAGCCCACACCAUCCAGAGGAGAGAGGAGAGAUGGCAGACAUUUGAAGUCCAAGAAUAUCAUUGCCACCCAGAUUUCACCAUUCCUAGAAAGGGAAAUGACAUCCUCUUGCUGAAGCUGAAAGGCAAUGCCACCAGCAACAGAUACGUUAAGACCAUUUCCCUUGUAAACUCAAAAGUGCCCGAGGGGACUGUGUGCAGCACAGCUGGCUGGGGCUCCAGAACAUCCAACACCAGAUUACACACAGACAAUGUCACCAUCAUCAAACGAAGGGAUUGCCUCAGCCGAUACCCUGGACUUGCCAACAACUUGAUUUGUGGUGACAGCAAAUUUGCUGGGGAACCUGAAAAGGGUGAUACUGGGGAUCCACUCGUCUGUGACAACACAGCCUACGGCAUCUUCUCCUACAAGCAGAAGCAUUUGCCUGGUUUCUACACAAACAUUGUUCCUUACCUUCCCUGGGUCAACAGUGUGAUGAAGUCAGGAUGA